AUGGGAGUUUCAGAGAAUUACAAAGGUUUGAUACUUGCCGUGUGCUCCAGUGCAUUCAUCGGUGCUAGCUUCAUCUUGAAGAAGAAAGGUCUCAAGCGCGCCGCUGCACGCGGUACUCGUGCAGGGGUUGGUGGUCAUGCUUAUCUACUAGAGCCACUUUGGUGGGUUGGCAUGGUAACAAUGAUUACUGGGGAAGCUGCAAACUUUGUUGCUUAUAUUUAUGCUCCGGCCGUUCUUGUUACACCUCUCGGCGCGCUUAGCAUUAUUGUCAGUUCUGUUUUGGCUCACUUCUUGUUGAACGAACGGCUUCAGAAGAUGGGAGUAUUGGGAUGUAUAUCUUGUAUUGUGGGAUCAAUUGUUAUAGUCAUUCAUGCACCACAAGAACACACUCCAAAUUCUGUCCAAGAAAUAUGGGAAUUAGCUACUCAACCAGAAUUUAUGAUUUAUGCCAUCACAACAGUUUCGGUAGUUUUGGUCUUGAUUUUAAAUUUUGAACCUCGCUAUGGACAGAAAAAUAUGCUGGUCUACUUGGGAAUCUGUUCAUUAAUGGGCUCACUUACGGUUGUGAGCAUAAAGGCCAUUGGAAUUGCAAUAAAGCUAACACUUGAUGGAAUAAAUCAAAUAGGGUAUCCUCAGACUUGGUUUUUUGUUACAGUGGCCAUAAUAUGCGUCAUUACACAGUUGAAUUACCUUAACAAGGCCCUGGAUACAUUCAAUGCAACAAUUAUUUCUCCUGUAUAUUAUGUGAUGUUCACAACUCUUACUAUUAUUGCCAGUGCAAUAAUGUUCAAGGAUUGGUCUGGUCAGGAUAUCAGCAGCAUAGCCUCUGAGAUAUGUGGAUUUAUCACUGUUCUGACGGGAACAAUAAUUUUGCAUGGGACUAAAGAACAGGAAGAAUCUACUAGGAAAGGGUCCUUGACGUGGUUUAUCGAUGAAGAUUCGACAAAACGUGCCUGCCCAAGGCUGUUGUGA
Molecule: messenger RNA, 972 nt
Organism: Vicia faba (fava bean)
Lineage: Eukaryota; Viridiplantae; Streptophyta; Magnoliopsida; Fabales; Fabaceae
Source: the annotation of a GenBank genome assembly